AGCCGCUGCUGUGCGUGGAACCAGAGCGGAGCAGAGCAGCGAGGCAGAGAUGGAAGGAGUCAGCAGCCACCGGACCCUGUCCUACAGCCGCUGGAGCUAUGACAGUGUCUUAGAUGAUGAGGGCAGUAACCUGAGGCAGCAGAAGCUGGACCGGCAGCGGGCCCUGCUGGAGCAGAAGCAGAAGAAGAAGCGCCAGGAGCCCUUGAUGGUGCAGGCCAAUGCCGACGGGCGUCCCCGGAGCCGGCGGGCCCGGCAGUCAGAGGAGCAGGCCCCUCUGGUGGAGUCCUACCUCAGCAGCAGCGGCAGCACCAGCUAUCAAGUUCAAGAGGCUGACUCACUCGCCAGUGUGCAACUGGGAGCUGCCCACCCAACAGCACCAGCCUCAGCCAGACGAACCAAGGCAGCAGCUGCAGCAGGAGGCCAGGGUGGGGCCUCUAAAAAGGAGAAGAAAGCGAAGCACAAAGGCGUCGGCGGGCCAACAACAUUGGCUGAAGACAAGUCUGAGGCCCGAGGCCCCGUGCAGAUCCUGACUGUGGGCCAGUCAGACCACGCCCAGGACUCGGGGGAGACGGCAGCUGGUGGGGGCACGCAGCCCCAUGGGCAGGACCUCCGUGCCGCGAUGCAGAGGAAGGGUAUUUCCAGCAGCAUGAGUUUUGAUGAGGAAGAAGAAGAGGAGGAUGAGAACAGUUCCAGCUCCUCCCAGCUGAACAGCAACACCCGCCCCAGCUCUGCCACUAGCAGGAAAUCCACCAGGGAGGCAGCUUCAGCCCCUAGCCCAACAGCCCCAGAACCACCGGCAGAUGUCGAGGUCCAGGAUCUUGAGGAGUUUGCCCUGAGGCCCGCCCCGCAGGGUAUCACCAUCAAGUGCCGCAUCACGCGGGACAAGAAGGGGAUGGACAGGGGCAUGUACCCCACCUACUUUCUGCACCUGGAUCGUGAGGAUGGAAAGAAGGUGUUCCUCCUAGCGGGAAGGAAGAGAAAGAAGAGUAAAACUUCCAAUUACCUCAUCUCUGUGGACCCAACAGACUUGUCUCGAGGAGGGGAAAGCUACAUCGGGAAACUACGGUCCAACCUCAUGGGCACCAAGUUCACUGUUUAUGACAAUGGAGUCAAUCCUCAGAAGACACCAUCCUCUACUUUGGACAGUGGAACUUUGCGUCAGGAGCUGGCAGCUGUGUGCUACGAGACAAACGUCUUAGGCUUCAAGGGGCCACGGAAGAUGAGUGUGAUUGUCCCAGGCAUGAACAUGGUUCACGAGAGAGUCUCCAUCCGGCCCCGCAAUGACCAUGAGACACUACUAGCACGUUGGCAGAACAAGAACACGGAAACUGUCAUCGAGCUUCAAAACAAGACUCCUGUCUGGAAUGAUGACACACAGUCCUAUGUCCUCAACUUCCAUGGGCGCGUCACCCAGGCCUCGGUGAAGAACUUCCAGAUCAUCCAUGGCAAUGACCCGGACUACAUCGUGAUGCAGUUUGGCCGGGUAGCAGAGGACGUGUUCACCAUGGACUAUAACUACCCACUGUGUGCGCUGCAGGCCUUUGCUAUCGCCUUGUCCAGCUUCGACAGCAAGUUGGCCUGCGAGUAGAGGCCUCCUCGUGCCCUUUGGGGGUUACUCGACGUGGAGUGGAGCUUGCCUGCCUGCCUGCCAGCGGAGACAGCCCUGCCUGCCCUCUGUACAUAGGCCUCCUGCCAGAUGAAUCUUUGGCCUUGAGUAGGCUCC
Molecule: messenger RNA, 1723 nt
Organism: Chrysochloris asiatica (Cape golden mole)
Lineage: Eukaryota; Metazoa; Chordata; Mammalia; Afrosoricida; Chrysochloridae
Gene: TUB
Product: tubby bipartite transcription factor
Exons: 12
Coding region: 50-1588 (512 amino acids)
Biological process (GO): protein localization to cilium
Cellular component (GO): cilium
Source: RefSeq, a predicted model, not a curated record